AUGGCUGCGUACAAGUUGGUUCUGAUCCGUCAUGGAGAGAGCUCCUGGAACCAGGAGAACCGCUUCUGCGGAUGGUUCGACGCGGACCUCAGUGAAACCGGGGAGCAGGAGGCGAAGAGAGGAGGACAGGCGCUAAAAGGUGACCCGGUCAAUAAUGUUACACAGUAUAAUGUCUCUCUCGCUCUCUCCUUUUCUCUCUGUCUCUCUCUCAUAGGAUUAAGACAGGGCAUGGAGGGCCAUGGAGAGUUUUGCUAACAGAUAGUAGGUCAGUCUAUUCCGUUACGCAAGGCGCGGCUUGAGGAAACAGGUAGUUGUGUCACUGCGGCAUUAUCUUAACCAUCACUUGAAGGAGUUGCCCGGUGGCAUAAUGUCAACUGUUAUCAGCCACUACAGCCUGAGAGCAUUUAUGUUCUCUGUGUAGUGUAGCUGAGGUUGUGUUAGCCGUUUAGCCUAACAUGGGUAGCCUAAAGCAACUUGGCCCAAAAAAAGGAAAUAAGGGUGCAUCUCAAUAGUCUAAAGUGGACUCCUCCUCUCCUUGUCUCCUUUCCUUCACCUGCAUAAGUAAUAUGGUGGUGGUGGAUGCCUGCCAGCUAUUUCCUGUCACCUGUCUAAAUCUUUCACCUCAGUGCAGAUGAAGGAAAGGAGACAAGGAGAUGAGGAAACCACUUGAGACUAUUGAGAUGCACCCCCAACUAAAGCAUGCUCUGCCAGGACCAUAUGUGUCCAUCAUGGCUAGUCGGCUACAUGCCAAAAGGAGGUGUGCUUUAUGACUACCUCUCAUUGGUUCAACACAACCUAUCCAUGUAAGACUAUGACCGCCUGUAUGUAUUCAUAUAUACAGAAUCAACUCAAUCACUACCAAUCUGCCACAACUAGCACUGUCCCAGGCUACAUAAACUAACAGUGGACUAGUGGCCUGCUAUUCUGGUCCAUCUCUAGACCAAUAUACAGAGGAUCUGACCAUGUAUGUGUCACCUGCUGUAAGGUCCUAUUUAAAUGCUCUGUAUAGUUGCUUUCUGGCAUAGAUCUGGGGUAGCACAUCUCAUUGAGUGAGAUUCUCUGUGUCCUCUGAAACUGUCCCCAAGCCUCUCCACACACUUCAUGAACACUUCAGGCUAUGCUGCUGCUCUCAUCAAAUCUGGCUCUGACACUACAAACACCCGUACUCACUCACUCAAUCAUGCCAACCCACACACACUCUGUCUAACCCCACCUCUCUCUCUAACCCCACCUCUCUCUCUAACCCCCCUCUCUCUCUAACCCCCCUCUCUCUCUAACCCCUCCUCUCUCUCUAACCCCUCCUCUCUCUCUAACCCCUCCUCUCUCUCUAACCCCUCCUCUCUCUCUAACCCUACUCUCUCUCUAACCCCCUCUCUCUCUCUAACCCCUCCCUCCUCUCUCUAACCCCUCCUCUCUCUCUAACCCUACCUCUCUCUACUCUUAACCCCUCACCCAUCCUCUCUCUCUAAACCCCACCUCUCUCUCUAACCCCCCUCACCCCCUCUCUCUCUAACCCCUCUCUCUCUCUCUAACCCUACCUCUCUUCUAACUCCCACCCUCCUCUCUCUCUAACCCCGCUCUCUCUCUAACCCCUACUCUCUCUCUAACCCCUCUCUCUCUCUCUAACCCCCUCCUCUCUCUAACCCUACCUCCUCACCCUCUCUCUCUCGAACCCCCUCCUCUCUCCUAAACCCCCCCUCUCUCUCUAACCCCUCUCUCUCUCUAACCCCUCCUCCCUCUAACCUACUCCUCUCUCUCUAACCCCUACUCUCUCUCUCUAACCCCACCUCUCUCUGUAACCCCUCCGCUCUCUAACCCCUCCCUCUCUCUAACCCCUCCUCUUCUCUCUAACCCCUCCUCUCUCUCACUCUCUACCCCUCCUCUCUCUCUACCCUCCUCGCGCUCGCUACCCCUCCCUCUCUUCUCCUAACCCCCUCCGCUAACCCCUCCUCGCUCCUCUACCCCCCUCUCUCUAACCCCUCCUCUCUCUCUAACCCUACUCUCUCUCUCUCUAACCCUACUCUCUCUCUUCUCCUCAGAUGCUGGCUAUGAGUUUGACGUGUGCUACACCUCGGUCCUGAAGAGAGCCAUCCGGACUCUGUGGUUGGUCCUGGACGGGAUCGACCAGAUGUGGCUUCCUAUCCACCGCACCUGGCGCCUCAACGAGCGCCACUACGGAGGCCUGACGGGGCUCAACAAGGCAGAGACGGCGGAGAAGCAUGGCGAGGCCCAGGUGAAGAUCUGGAGGAGGAGCUACGACACCCCGCCCCCUCCCAUGGAGGAGGAGCACGACUUCUACAACAACAUCAGCCAGGUGAGAGGGAUGCGGGGACACACACACACACACACACACACACACACACACACACACAGAGGUACACACAUAGAAGAGCACAUGCAGAGGCCCACACAGGCACGGACACACAGAGACACGCACAUAGAGGCGUACACACACACCUACAACAUCACUGAACUCAUAUUCUGUGAUUAGACACCAUGGAGUCAGCCAUACUGACCUGGGCUACCAGGCUUUGACUUUGCAGCACUAACCAUCUCUUUCCUGCAGGACCGUCGCUAUGGCGACCUGACGGAGGACCAGCUGCCGUCCUGUGAGAGCCUGAAGGACACAAUUGCCCGGGCACUGCCAUUCUGGAACAACGACAUCGUGCCCCAGAUCAAGGACGGGAAGAGGGUUCUCAUCGCCGCCCACGGCAACAGUCUCAGAGGCAUCGUCAAGCACCUGGAGGGUAGGUCACUAGGGGCAGGAGGGAGGGAGGACUGUUUGGUUGCUCUUAUAUGUUACUGGUUGUUGACUGAUAUUGUUGUUUUUCUGAUUGUUGUUGUUGACUUGUUGUUGUUCUUGUUCUUGUUAUUUACCUCCAGGUAUGUCAGAGGAGGCUGUCAUGGAGUUGAACCUUCCUAGUGUGUAGUUGUAUAUGUUACUGAUUAUUAACUGAUUAUUGUUGUUGUUGUUGACCUCCAGGUAUGUCGGAGGAGGCCAUCAUGGAGCUCAACCUGCCUACAGGGAUCCCCAUCCUGUAUGAACUGGACAAGAACCUGAAGCCUGUAGGGCCCAUGCAGUUCCUGGGAGACGAGGAGACUGUCAAGAAGGCCAUGGAGGCU
Molecule: messenger RNA, 3123 nt
Organism: Coregonus sp. 'balchen'
Lineage: Eukaryota; Metazoa; Chordata; Actinopteri; Salmoniformes; Salmonidae
Source: the annotation of a GenBank genome assembly